Carcharodon carcharias (great white shark) is the source of this 4110-nucleotide messenger RNA. It is a transcript of the gene ptk2ba, whose product is annotated as protein tyrosine kinase 2 beta, a. Lineage: Eukaryota; Metazoa; Chordata; Chondrichthyes; Lamniformes; Lamnidae. Gene Ontology annotation, biological process: signal complex assembly; protein phosphorylation. Gene Ontology annotation, molecular function: protein tyrosine kinase activity; ATP binding. The coding region runs from base 144 to 3164 and encodes 1006 amino acids. The transcript is spliced from 31 exons. The record is from RefSeq and is a predicted model, not a curated record. Gene Ontology annotation, cellular component: focal adhesion; cytoskeleton.
CUGUGAUAGACAGCAUUUUUUUGUUAAUUCUGUGAAGAGUUCCUCAGUGACAGUCUUCACCUGCGACUUUGAGUUUAUGACAAGGGAGCAUCUUGACUCUCGGUUAGUGAUGGUGUUUUCUCAGGAAACCUGAAGCUUUUAAAAUGACAGGCGACCAAAACCCCCUGGAAACGUGGGUCGAUGCCACAACUCACGCCCUGUGCAUUAACUCCGAGAAACCAAAGGAAGGACAGGCUACGAAGAUCCUUAAAGUCUGUUUCUGCAGUAACACCAGUAUCAACCUUGGCAAAAACUUCAAGUUAGUAAAAUGCAACCACACAACAGAAAUCAGGGAAAUUGUUAACACGAUAUUGGACAGUGGGAGAGUGGGACCCAGUAUCGUUUUUAAAGGCUGUUAUGGAAUCAGAUUGAAGCACCUGAAGUCUGAUGAGGUAUACUGGCUCCACCCUGAUCUCACGGUCAGUGAGGUUCAAGCAAAGUAUGAGAGUCUUCACCAUGAAGCUGAAUGGAGGUAUGACCUGAGGAUUCGGUUCCUUCCCAAAGACAUCAUGAAUAGUUUUAAACAAGACAGAACCACGCUGUUGUGUUACUAUCAGCAGGUACGCAGUGAUUACAUGCAAGAGGUUGCUGGCCAAGUGGAUCAGGAAACAGCCUUGAAACUUGGCUGUCUCGAGAUCAGGAGAUUUUACAAGGACAUGCCCCCAAAGGCUCUGGAGAAGAAAUCCAAUUUUGAGUUGCUGGAGAAGGAAGUUGGUCUCGAUUUGUUCUUCCCUAAACAGUUGCAGGAAAGUAUGAAGCCCAAACAAUUACGUAAAUUAAUCCAGCAAAACUUCUUCCAGUUUGGUCAUAUGAAGGAAGAUGAAUGUAUCUGCAAGUUUUUUGAAAUCCUUCGUAGUGUCACCAAUUUUGAGCAAGAACAUUACUCAUGUGAACUGGGUCAAGGGUGGACAAUAACAGUGGACCUGGUCAUUGGAAGCUAUGGAAUUGGCCAAGUGACCAAUAAAGAUGGACCUAUCAGCUUGGCAGAAUUCAACCAAAUAAAAUCGAUUAACUUUGUCCAUUCGGAUGAGGAUAAGAAAGCUUCACUUCAACUUGAAAUUCAAGGAGCACCACAGCCUUUGACAAUAACAGCCUCAGCACUCGCGACAGUGGAGAGUAUGGCCGAUUUGAUCGAUGGUUAUUGCCGACUGGAGAACGAAACUACAUCCUCCUUUAUCUCAAGGCCGAAGAGAGAUCAUGAACUUCCUGAGCUGCCAACACAACUCAUGCCUGAAGUGAAAAUAGCUGAGGAACCAAUACAUGUUCCAUCCCGCAGCAGUAUGGGGUCGGAUAUUUAUGCAGAAAUACCAGAUACACCAAAGUCUGCAGUUCCUGUAAAUACAAUUUCCCGAGACAAUGUGGUGCUGGGCAGGAUUCUGGGAGAAGGAUUCUUUGGCCUGGUUUAUGAAGGAGUUUACAGAACCGCCAGAGGGGAACAGGUUUCUGUAGCCGUGAAGACCUGUAAAUCUGAGUGUCCAGUCGAGGUCAAGGAAAAAUUCUUAUCAGAAGGAAUAAUAAUGAGGCCUCUCGAGCAUCCCCACGUGGUGAAGCUGUUUGCGAUAAUUGAAGAGGAGCCAGCCUGGCUAAUCAUGGAACUGUACGCUUACGGAGAGCUGGAAAGCUACCUGGCAACAAAUAAAAACAGUCUGGAAGCUUUGACCCUCAUCGAUUACUCCUGGCAGAUUUCGAAAGCUCUUGCCUAUCUUGAGGGAGUGAAGGUUGUUCACCGGGACAUUGCAGUGAGGAAUGUUCUCGUUGCUGCUCCUACUUGUGUGAAACUGGGUGAUUUUGGACUCUCGCGUUACAUAGAAGAGGAUAAUUAUUACAAAGCAUCAGUGACUAGAAUGCCAAUUAAGUGGAUGGCCCCAGAAUCCAUCAACUUCAGACGCUUUACUUCCUCGAGUGAUGUGUGGAUGUUUGGUGUCUGCACGUGGGAGAUAGUCAGCUUUGGAAAGCAGCCAUUCUUCUGGCUGGAGAAUCGGGACGUGAUUGGUGUAUUAGAAAGAGGGGACCGACUUCCAAAACCAGAUUUCUGUCCACCAACACUUUAUACUCUGAUGACCCGCUGCUGGACAUAUGAACCUCGAGAAAGACCAAAGUUCACUGAAAUAGUCUGUCAAUUAAGUGAUAUUCACCAGAUGGAAAAGGAGCAACAGAAGGAGAGGAAUUACUGGACACAGCGUCGCCUCACCUCCAGGAACUUGGACCAUCCGGUCAUCGUAAAUGAGGCUCCGCCAAAGCCAGCUAGAACGAGAGGAAUUCCAGUGAAGUCCCCUCCACUUCCCUUUCAGAAUCCAAGUCUUCAGUUCCAAGUGCCAGAGUCUCUGUGUGCCAGCUCGCCACACAUCCCCUGUUCUCCAAAGGAACAGGCACCUAGUGACUCCGCAAACACCUCCCCUCAGAAACAGUUCCGACGUCUGAGUGUCCGGGAAGUUGACCUUAUUGGGGAGAUUAACAACAAAGAAGAGGCUCAGAAACUCAGGGAGAUGGAGCAAGGCAAACUCCAGGAGAGAAUCCGACAGCAACAGCGAGAAAUGUUGGAGGAUAAAAAGUGGCUGGAGAAAGAAGAGAAACUUCUGGCUCCAAAUGAUUACAGCAAACUACACAAUGAUAGUGACCAGGAGACUCCCUACAGAGCUGAGUUCACAGGACCACCUGAGAAACCUCCGAGGAAGAAUCUACCGCCGAUACAAGCAGCUCCCACUGCAAACCUUGAUCGUACUGAUGACAAGGUCUACACCCUUGUAAUGGAGCUGGUUAAAGCUGUGCUGCAUCUGAAAAACCAAGUCUAUCAGCUUCCAUCCGAAGAAUAUGUCAUCCUGGUGAAGACAGUGGGAAUAAACCUUCGCAGUUUGACUGGCAGUGUGGAUGAGCUGUUGCCAAAGUUACCAGCAGCAUCUCGCACAGAGAUUGAAGGAACGCAACGACUUCUGAAUAAGGACUUGGCUGAGCUGAUAAACAAGAUGAAACUGGCCCAGCAGAACUCGGUUACCUCGCUGAGUGAAGAGUGUAAGAAACAGAUGUUAACAGCCGCCCACACGCUUGCGGUGGAUUCCAAGAACUUGCUAGAUGCUGUGGAUCAGGCCAGGGUACAGGCAGGCCAAGCCAAACCAGUUCCUAAUUGACGGCAGCUUGAUCAAUUCAGACAGCAGCAGCAUGAGACAGGAGAGAGACAGUCAUCCACCAGGCCAAGCUGAAGUAACGAGACUUAAAACAGAAUGGGGAAGGGAUUCUAUCCAGGGUAGGGGAAUGAGGGCGUUCAUUAACUGAAACUGGGAACCAUCUUCAUGGGCUAAAAAAAACGCUUUUGUGUGGAAUGGUGGAGGGGCUAUGCAUAAUUUUAAUCCAGGUAAUUCCAUGUAAAAGUCAAAACAAUGAUGCAUUUCAACCAGGUUUAUGGAAUGUGUUAAGUAAUUGAAAUAACCCUUGGCAGAUAAUGUUUAGAGGAAGUGCUGGCAUUUUAACAAAGCUCAGGACACUGAGGAGUAACUGAAGUCGAGCUUGAAAUGCUUAAUUAGGGUCCAACUGAUGAAAUCUAGAGGUGGGAAGUAAGAUGAGAAGAACAUCUGUAUCCUUGUGUUUGUUUUGCUCAAUGUCAAGAGAUCCACUCUGUAAAUACAGCCCCAUGCUGAAUAUUUGGCCAUUUGGCUGAGUGGCAUGAUUGGCUAAUUACACAGACGUUAAAUAGCCUCGAGGUUCAUUCCUCACUUCUCAUGUUGAGAUCAGAAAGCAAUCAGCUUGAGAUGUUUGUCUUGCUAAUGAUUGGAUGUUCGGUGAUUUAUGAUUAACCUCUGCAUAUCUCUUUUAUAACCUUUAAGAGGUGAGUUAAGAGUAUGUUGCCAAAAUGCCAGGAGCAACAAGAAUGGAGACGUUAACUGUUCCUGUUAACGGGUGACUGUGAAUUACUUUAUUUAUGGUUGUGAGAAAAUGAGAGAUUUGGUAGUUAUAGGAAUGUUUACUGAUGUUGCCUAGUUGGGCUGGACAAUCAUCGAUCCAAGAAUUAGAAUUUCUACCCUUAAGAAUUGCUGAAAAAAGAGACACGUGGAAGCUUUUCAUCUUACACUCAUCAGG